Drosophila grimshawi is the source of this 1914-nucleotide messenger RNA. Its product is annotated as juvenile hormone esterase. The transcript is spliced from 3 exons. Lineage: Eukaryota; Metazoa; Arthropoda; Insecta; Diptera; Drosophilidae. The coding region runs from base 194 to 1897 and encodes 567 amino acids. The record is from RefSeq and is a predicted model, not a curated record.
CAACUGAUACUUUGGCAAAGUAAACGAACCGUGUGAGUUCAGCAUUAUUUGCCACUUACAGUGGACUCCAGUUGGUGUCUCGUGGUCGUGCUGAAAGACAUUCCAUGCGGGUGCAGAAGGAGAGACGAACGAAUUCAUUGCAAAAAUAACAAAGUCGAUCGAAAAAUUCUCACAUUGUGUGAUAGAACGAAAAAUGAAUUGCCUACUACGACAGCUGGUAGUGGUGGUGGUGCUGCUCCUGGUGGUGCUACCAAGUUGCAGCCUUGAAGAAAUCCCAAGCGAUAGCGAAACGCUGGUGAGCACCAGCCUGGGUUCCAUUCAGGGCAGCACAAUGAAAAGCUUUAGCGGACUGACGAUCAACGCAUUUCGUGGUGUUCCCUACGCUGAGCCACCGGUGGGUGAAUUGCGUUUCCAAGCACCGAAACCCGUUCGUGCCUGGGCCCCUGAGACACUUAAGGCCACCUCCGAUUCACUGAUUUGUCCACAAACCGGAGUAACUUUGUUCAUGAGCGAGGAUUGCCUCAAACUGAAUGUGUACAGCAAGAAUCUAACUGGCAGCCUGCCUGUAAUAGUUUAUAUACACGGUGGGGCCAAUGUGCUGGGCAGCGGGCACAGUUUGUAUGAGGCGGGUCCUCAGUACCUGCUGGAACACGAUGUGGUUCUCGUCACCUUCAAUUAUCGACUGGGCGCCUUGGGCUUUCUGGGUGGCAGCAACAAUGCGUAUCUGGAUCAGGUAAUGGCACUGGAGUGGGUCCAUUUCCACAUCAGCAAAUUUGGUGGUAAUCCCGAUGAGGUCACUCUUCUGGGCUUGAGUGCUGGCGCCAUGGCCGUCAGCCUCCAUUUAGUUUCACCAUUGUCUGCUAGUUUAUUCCAUCGAGCCAUACUCAUGAGCGGCUCGGCCACGAAUCACUUUAGCAUCCACAAUGAGUUCUGGUCACAACUCUUGGCCCGACAGGUGGGUUGUCCUCUGUACGAUAAAUAUGAUAUGACCGAGUGCCUGCGGAACGUCACCUGGCAGCGCAUCGUGGAAGUUUGCGCCACUUGGGAGCAGUAUAAGUUCGUCAACAUGAAGUGGAACUAUGAGAUCGAUGGCAUAUUCUUGACCCAACAUCCCAGUGUGUUGAUUGAUAAGGGUCUUUUUAAUCGAGUACCGCUGCUGGUCAGCUUUACCACCAACGAACUGGAUUUUACUACACAAGAGCACCUUUCGAAGGAUCUGCUGUUGCACGAUAUUAUAACAAACUUUGAUGAUUAUGCGCCCGAAUUAUUUCUCUUCGACUACGAUGUGCAGAAGAGCAGGCGCAUCAAGAGCUUCUAUCUGGGUGAGAAUACCAAUGAGCUGAAUGCCACAAAUAUUGAGCAAUUCGGGAAAAUCUUCUCGGACGGCAUUAUUGGCCACGGUGUCUAUCGUUUGGUGGAUCUGGCACGCAUGUACACCAAUGUCUAUUACACACGCAUGGACUAUAUAGGCAAAAGGAGUGUCUCGGUGCCGCUGACAGAAGAGAAUGUGCCCAGGGGGGUGGGUCAUGCCGAUGACUGGCAGUACGUAAUGCCCAGCUUGUGGUAUGGCACCCAAUUUGCCCAGAAUCACAAAGAUCUGUUCAUGAUGCAACGCUUGACCGAUUGGAUUACCCACUUUGCCGAGACGGGAACACCCAUGUUGGACGCUGAUCAACACUGGCCACCCUGCAACGCUCAGCAGAUACAGAUGCUCUACAACGAUGAAGUUGCCAAGUUGGGUCCACCCGCUUUCGAUGAUUACUAUGCUGUCUGGGAUGAACUAUUUCCCAAGCCCAGGGGAAACGGUGCUGCCCAAAGCCAACUUCAGCUGCACGUUGUUGUCGUCAUCGGUGUGGGUCUGGUUGCAUUACUUUUUGGAAAUAAAUGUAGCCAUUAGGUGCGGAAAAAAGCUUA